AUGGUGAGGCACGAACAAGGUGGUAUGCAUCGUCAUCAUCAGGCUCAUCUUCAUCAUCACAUAUCUGAGUUCCUGAACUACAGAUCACUUUAUAUUGCACCUAGAAACAUUUCAACAUCUGCCACCGUCGGCUCCACCUCUCUCUCCAACCUCUGCCACUGUCCGCUCAAUAGGCGUUGUUUAUACGUGUGUGUGGUUAAGCAUGGUAAGUGGCCUAAUUCUGAUCGUUGUGACUACUUAGGAGCCACAUCUGCGCAAGAAGGGAUCAACUCUGGUAGAUUCAGGAAUCCAAUCCCGCUGCCUAGGGUGUUUGGGCAAGAGCAGUUGUCAAGUACUUCGUUCAAGAACGAAACUGAUGAAUGUUUUAUUGCGAAAAGGAAGCCUCAUGAGGCCCAUUCCGUUUUCAAGGGUUUAGCGGAAGAAGGACACAGGCCAACUCUUAUAACCUACACAACUCUAGUAGCUGCUUUGACAGGCCAGAGGCGUUUCAAGUCUAUUCCCUUGCUCCUCUCUGGUGGAGAGAAUGGUAUGAAGCCCGAUUCAUCACUUUUUAAUGCCAUGAUCAAUGCUUCCUCUGAAUCUGGAAAUAUCAACGAUGCCAUAAAAAUCUUUCAGAAAAUGGAGAAGAGUGGAUGUAAGCCCACAACCAGCAUUUUUAAUACUCUUAUCAAAGGAUAUGGAAUUGCUGGUAAACCUGAAGAAUCUUUAAAACUGAUAUAG
Molecule: messenger RNA, 720 nt
Organism: Malus domestica (apple)
Lineage: Eukaryota; Viridiplantae; Streptophyta; Magnoliopsida; Rosales; Rosaceae
Source: RefSeq, a predicted model, not a curated record